This is a messenger RNA of Menidia menidia (Atlantic silverside), 447 nucleotides long. The record is from the annotation of a GenBank genome assembly. Lineage: Eukaryota; Metazoa; Chordata; Actinopteri; Atheriniformes; Atherinopsidae.
AUGGAGGUUUCCCGGGAGGAUGCGAAGAUAUCAGGAGGUGGAACAGAGUCCAGUCGACGACUGACCCUGUUCUCACGCAGCCCGGCCUGGGCCUCACCACCACCACCACCACCACCAUCACGCAGACCGGGGGAGACUGGAGCUCCGGCCUGUUCAACGUCUGCGGGGACAAAACCACGUGUUAUUGGAGCUCUGGCACCAUGCUGUUUAGACCUGAGUUUGGCUCACCAAUACGGAGAGUGUCUGUGCAUGCCUCUCCUGCCGGGAUCUACUUUUGCCAUCCGUGUUGGGAUCAGAGAGCGUUACAAGAUCAGGGGAAGUGUGUGUGAGGACUGGACCACGGUGUACUGCUGUUACCCUCUGGCUGUAUGUCAGAUGAUAAGAGAGAUGAAGCGGAGGAUGAAGACUCAGACAUAUCAUGUGUCCACUGUGCUAGAGUGCUCCUAA